This is a messenger RNA of Cheilinus undulatus (humphead wrasse), 1389 nucleotides long. RefSeq lists its product as uncharacterized. The record is from RefSeq and is a predicted model, not a curated record. NCBI's taxonomy places the organism in Eukaryota, Metazoa, Chordata, Actinopteri, Labriformes, Labridae. Bases 174 to 962 code for a protein of 262 amino acids. The transcript has 10 exons.
CAUAUACGACCCAUCCCUGCCAGACUUUACUUUCGGUUUUGUCCGUGACAAGCAGCGGAUGAAUUUCACGUCUCGUAUACUUGUUUAAGACGUUUCUGCUGUCUGUAAUUAGUAAAAUUAUUCAGAAAAGAGUGGUCCACGUGGCGUCUGUGUCGGUGUAUCCCGUGGAAAAGAUGUGGCGCGCGCUCAAACAGUUGGGAUUGUUUUACGUCUUCCUGUUGUUUUUUUCUGUGUCACCCAACGACGCUGAAAUAGUGUACAAAGCUACAGGUGAAGAUGUUGUCCUCAGUUUACCCCUGGUGGAGUCUCCUAUCCAGAGGGUACAGUGGAAACACAAUGGUGAUAUUGCUGCAGAGAUGUAUGGAAAGGAAGUUCAGUGCCUUCUCCAGUUUAAAGGUCGUUGUGAGGUGAACACUGAUUCUGGAGAACUGACCAUCAAAGGACUUAACCUGAACGACAGCGGCAUCUACACACCAGAGAUUAACGGCAAAGUCUUCAACAAGACUCAGCUCUCUGUUAUCUCUCGUGUAGCUAAACCCUCUGUAAAAACAUUCUACAACACUGAGAUGACCAGCUGUCUCCUGACCUGUGAAGGCAACACUGCAGAGGCUGAACCAAUCACUUAUACGUGGUUUAUAGAUGGCAAGCAUGGACCUUCAGACAAGGUGUUGACUAUAACAAAGGAUUCAAAGGAGUACAGUUUCAGAUGUUUGAUGAUGAACCCAGUCAGCAAUGAAACCAGUGAAAGCAUCACAAACCCCUUCACUGAACAAGAACGGGACCAGCCGGUAUCCAUCCCUUUGUUAGUGGUAGUGAUUGUUUUGGUAGUCAUUGUGGUUGCUGUUUUCAUCUACAAAUGCAUCAGGGGAAGACAGCAAAGAGCACAAUACGAAAAGCUGCAAGGAGACCUACAAGAGAAAAGGCAACAAGAACGAGCUCGUAAGAUACAAAUGUUUUCUUAAAUGGUUGAUAAGAAAACAUAUUCAAAAAUGAACAUAGUUCUCAAAUUUGGAUUAUUCAUUUUAUUAACAUGCCUGUUUUUUAAUAAUUUUUUAAAAUUUCGGCAGAAAUUUGUAGUGUCACUUUGUUGUUGCUUCAAUAGUUUUUUGCUCUUCCAGAUUUAUUAAUCCUACUAUUUGAUUUUACACAGAAAUUUAUCCUUACUUAAAUAUAAUCAAUAAUGUAAUAUAAGUCUGAUGAUAAUGUUUGAAUUUGUUCUGCUGUCAGAAUCCGUCUUUGGUGACACUCAGCUUAAGCAUGAUUAAUGUUUAAUGAUGAUCACAUUAUGAAUGACUGAUUUACAACAUGUUUUUCUCUGUCUUAUAUACAGGAAUAAAGCAACAAAAACGAGCCGAUAGAAAAAGGCGGAUAAAAGAACAAGAAGGUACA